This is a messenger RNA of Perognathus longimembris pacificus (Pacific pocket mouse), 1283 nucleotides long. It is a transcript of the gene Sox7, whose product is annotated as SRY-box transcription factor 7. NCBI's taxonomy places the organism in Eukaryota, Metazoa, Chordata, Mammalia, Rodentia, Heteromyidae. The record is from RefSeq and is a predicted model, not a curated record. Gene Ontology annotation, molecular function: RNA polymerase II cis-regulatory region sequence-specific DNA binding; DNA-binding transcription factor activity, RNA polymerase II-specific. Gene Ontology annotation, biological process: cell differentiation; anatomical structure morphogenesis; regulation of DNA-templated transcription.
CGCCCCGACCCGAGCGAGGGCUCGGUCCGUGCCCGCCCCGCGAGGCAGCGCCCGGUGACCCCGCGCCAUGGCCUCGAUGCUGGGAGCCUACCCGUGGCCCGAGGGUCUCGAGUGCCCGUCUCUGGAAGCCGAGCUGUCGCCGCCGCCCGCCCCGAGGCCCGCGGGGGACAAGGGGUCCGAGAGCCGAAUCCGGCGGCCCAUGAACGCCUUCAUGGUGUGGGCCAAGGACGAGCGGAAGCGGCUGGCGGUGCAGAACCCGGACCUGCACAACGCCGAGCUCAGCAAGAUGCUGGGCAAGUCGUGGAAGGCGCUGACGCUGUCGCAGAAGAGGCCGUACGUGGACGAGGCGGAGCGGCUGCGGCUGCAGCACAUGCAGGACUACCCCAACUACAAGUACCGGCCGCGCCGCAAGAAGCAGGCCAAGCGCCUGUGCCGCCGCGCCGACGCGGGCUUCCUGCUCAGCUCCCUGGCGCGGGACCAGAACGCGCUGCCGGCCCCGGCCUCCCCGGCCGGGAAGGAGGAGCGGGGUGAGUACCCCCCGGCCGCCCUGCCCAGCCUCCGGGCCUGCUACCCCGAGGGCCCGGCCGGCGGCGGCGGCGGCGCCCCUGCGGACAUCUACCCCUACGGGCUGCCCACGCCCCCCGAGAUGUCGCCGCUGGACGCCCUGGAGCCCGAGCAGACCUUCUUCUCCUCCCCUUGCCAGGAGGAGCUCGCCCACCCCCGCCGCAUGCCCCCCCUGUCCGGGUCCCCCUACCCCCCGGACUUCGCCGCCAGCCCCCUCCCCUGCAGCCAUCCCCUGGGGCCCCUGGCCAUGAUGUCCCCGGCUCCUGGGUGCCCCCCGUCUCCGGCUUACUACGCCCCGGCCCCCUACCACCCGCUGCACGCCGGCCUCCAGGCCCCCCUGGGCCAGCUGUCCCCGCCGCCCGAGCACCCCGGCUUCGACGCCCUGGACCAGCUGAGCCAAGUGGAACUGCUGGGGGACAUGGAUCGGAAUGAGCUCGACCAGUACUUGAACACUCCCGGCCACCCCGACGCCGCCCUGGGGCCGGGGACCCUCGGUGGGCACGCGCCCCUCUCCCAGGGGACUCCCGCGGGCCCCACGGAGACCAGCCUCAUCUCCGUGCUGGCCGACGCCACGGCCGCGUACUACAACAGCUACAGCGUGUCCUAGGGUGUGUCACGGGGGGGCACAGAGACCGCGCCGGGGCAGCACACCGUCCGCCCGCCCCCCCCGUCCUGAAGCGGGGGUGGACCCUACUCACCGGCUCCUCGCACCCGCGGCC